This is a messenger RNA of Lycium ferocissimum, 1189 nucleotides long. Its product is annotated as dirigent protein 18-like. Bases 318 to 1061 code for a protein of 247 amino acids. The transcript is spliced from 2 exons. NCBI's taxonomy places the organism in Eukaryota, Viridiplantae, Streptophyta, Magnoliopsida, Solanales, Solanaceae. The record is from RefSeq and is a predicted model, not a curated record.
AUUACAAACAAAACAAAACCAAAAAAAAAAAAAAAUGAAACUAACAGGACUAAUUAAACAUAUUAUAGAACACAAAUUAAUCAUGUGUAGAACUUUCUGUUGUUAUAUAUAAUGGACGACACAAGAUUUUGUGAGGUUCUGUUGGAAUAACUCCAACAAUUGAACCAUAACUCAAUCUCACAACAACUCCACCUUCUCUCAUUAUAAUCACAUCUCUAUAUAAAGUUUCAAUCUGGACCACAUUUUCAUAGUCAAUCAGAUAAAACAUAAACAACAAAAAGAAAACAUCACUUUCCCAUAUAAGCAAAAAUCUCAAAAUGCUAAGUCAAUCAUCAUACUCCGUUUUCUUUGCAAUUUUAUUUGCAAUAAUCAACUUGACACCCCUUGUUUCUGCAAUUGACACUCAAACUCCUGGAGGAUCGAUACUCGAAUUAUACAUGCAUGAUAUUCUUGGUGGAAAUAAUCCAACAGCUAGGCCAAUUACUGGUUUAUUAGGCAGUAUUUAUAGUGGAAGUGUCCCUUUUGCAACGCCUCUUGGAUUUCAACCUCCUGAAGAUGGUGUGGCAAUUCCCAAUUCCAAUGGUGCAAUGCCAACAUUCAAUAUCAAUGGUGUUCCACUAGGAACUGGCUUAGCAGGCACAACAUUUGCUGGAAACCAGAAUAGCCAAACUACUGUGACUACCCAAUUAGGCCCUGAUGGCUUGGGCCUCGGCUUUGGUACCAUCACAGUUAUCGAUGACUACUUGACUUUGUCCCCUGAGUUAGGCACACAAAACCUUGGAAAAGCACAAGGUGUAUAUGUAUCAAGCUCUGCAGAUGGGACUACUCAAAUGAUGGCAUUCACGGCCAUGUUUGAAGGAGGCGAAUAUGGAGAUAGUCUCAAUUUUUUCGGAGUUUACAGAAUUGGAAGUACUAUGUCAAGAAUUUCAGUUACAGGAGGAACUGGUAAGUUUAAGAAUGCUUGUGGAUUCGCAGAGAUUCGGUCGCUUAUACCAGCUGGUCAACAUGUUACAGAUGGUGCAGAGACAUUGUUGAGAAUUACUGUCCAUCUUACUUACUGAAAUUUUUUCGAUGUGAAUCUUUAAGCAAGAGAUUGUAGAUUGUUUUGUGUGAAAGUUGAAAUCAACUUUGAUUUGUGUUAUAUUUGUGUCUUACUUUGGAAUUAAAUAUAAGCAUAUUCUUUUGUGUU